AUGUUUAAAAGCCGGCGUCUCAAGGGAGUGUCCAAUGCUAUCAAAUCAGCGUCCAGCAGCGAUGUUUCUGCUGGAUUAGUGCCCAAAAUGUUUGAAAUUAGCGAAGUGAGUCGUUACGGGCUAAACGGCACGGUGAAAGCGUUUGCGUUCGACCCAGUACAGAGUUUGCUAGCUCUUGCAACAGAUUGUGGGGAAAUUCAUGUUUAUGGGAAACAGCAGGUCGAAGUUGUGUUCACACUGGAAUCUAAGACGUUUGUCAAAGAACUGCGGUUUGUGAAAGGAAUAUUCUUGAUUGCAGUGGAUUCCAAGGACUCAGUGCUUGUGUUAUCGCUGCACUCGAAAAAAGUGUUGACGGCUUUUUUCGCUCCAGGCAAAAUCUCCUGUAUCGAAACAGACCCUUCCCUAGAAUGGAUGUUGAUCGGUCUUCAAAGUGGUACUACUGUGAUCUACGACAUAGACAAAGACUGCAUAUCUCCAGUGCGACUUGAAAACUUACAAAAAACAAUCUUACCGCAGGAACAUUCGUCUGGUGUUGUUUCUAUUCAGUGGAACCCUAGAGAUUAUGGCACAGUUCUUAUAUCGUACAAGCUUGUUACAGUGCUUUAUUCAGUAGUGGAAAACAAGAUCAAGCAGCAGUUUAUUUACACGGUUCCGGCUUUUGCACCUGGUGGUGACCAGAGUGGGAACUUGGAGGCUCCCAGAACCCCCGAAGUUACCCAAUCGAUGUUCCAUCCAAACUCUUUACACAUCUUAACUGUCCACCGAGACAGUUCGUUGGUUUUCUGGGACGCAAACAGUGGCGAACUUUUGCAAGCAAGGUCCCUCUUUGAGACGGACGUGAAUGUUGCGAGAAGCCUUCCUGAUCCCGCUCAACCACCGGUAUCUCGGAUUCUGCAGGUUUCUUGGAUCUGCGCUUCCAAUCCAGAGUACACAUCACUUCUGAUUGCCGGUGGAACUAUUGGAGAAGGCGAAGAGUGCCACAGCUUAACGAUGAUAGAUCUAGGAGUGACUCCGAAGUAUUCAAUUACUUCAUAUGAGAAAAUGGGGGCCUAUUACGCAUCGCCCGCGCAACAGAAAGUUUUCCCAGUCCCCAAUGAGGCCUCUGUCGUCAAGUUUUUACCAUUAGCUAGGGCUUCCUGCUAUUUUUCCGGAAAUCACGAUCCAGCCAUUAUCUUGGUGCUGUUAGAUGAUGGAGAGAUGGAAACCAUAUUGUAUCCAUCCGGUAACUUGUCAUAUAAAGCGUCGCUUUUCCCACAAAGUAUAUCAUGGAUAAGACCAAUAGCGACCAAGUGUGCCGCCACUUCCGUGCCCAAAAAACUGUGGUUGGGAAUGAUGAGCUCCACUUACAACAAAGACUUCAUAUUGAAAGGCGGGGCUCCUGUUAGAAAACCGUUAAGAGUACACGACACACGGUCCGCUCUAGCGACUGGCCAUAAAAACGGGUCCGUUAGAAUAUGGGACGCUUCUCAUGGCGAACUAGACGACAGCUCGGUGUUUGACGUCAGUGUUUCUCACGCUCUUAACAAGAGCUACGGCGUUGGCAUAAAUGGUGUGUCAUUUGCAUCGGAAACUGCUGAGCUAUCAGUCUCGACCGAGGGUGGGGACGUCGUUUUGUUCAAGUUUCAGGCCAACCAGUUUUUUGGUGCCGAGGAAAAUACCAACGAGACCGAGAUUAAGCUCAAAAGGUUUUCGCUCAACGAAGUCAAAGAUCUAAUAGUUGACAUUUCGGAUAGAGCACCACGGAAGCUGAGGGAAGGGUUCAUGCCUAACUGCGCUAUUCAUGCCAACGCUGGGAAGGUUUUGGCGCUAAAAAAUAGCAAUGUAGGCUUUGUUGCAAUUGCAUACGAAAAUGGGCUUCUAAUGGCUGUGGAUAGAAGAGGUCCUGCAGUGAUCUACUCGGAAAAUGUAAAGAAGAUUACACGCGACAGAAGUGCGGUAAUAACUUGCAUCGACUUUUCCGUGGCGGAGUAUGGCGAUGACAAUUAUUCAAGCAUCCUAAUGAUCUGCGGAACUGACGUGGGUGAAGCAUUGAUUUUCAAGGUUCUUCCAGAAUCAAAUGGCCGUUUCAUGGUGGAGCUCAUCGAUGCCCUGAAGACUGUUGACCAGGGACCCGUAACAGCCAUCGAAAGUAUUUCAAAAGCUUCCGGAGCUUCUUGCUCUGCCACAAUUGCAUCUAUGCAGGGUCUUUCGAAAGGAAUACCAAUACCUGCUUUUACCAUGAUGGUAGGAUAUAAUGAUAUUCGACUUUUCACCGCCGGGAAGUCUAAGGAUACCCACAAGAUCUUCAAGUUUCCGGUCGCUACUGCGGGAUUGUGCGUUUUUCGCGUUCCGCAGACUGUCAAGAAAGAAGUGUCUUUUGCCGCUUCUAUUGUCUGUUUGUUGAGUAAUGGAGAAAUUAAAGUUCUGACUGUACCCGAGCUAAGAGAGCUGCAUUCAACUCGGUUGCCCAUGCCAGCUCAAUCCAAGUACAUCAAAGAAGCGUCAAUCUUACGAAACGGUGAUAUUGUCGUCCGUGUGGGGAAGUGUGAAGCAAGUCUACUGACUGUACUCAAGGAAACAGCGGACAACCUUGAGAAAUUCAACGCAGAAGCUCGAAUGUCUGCAACGGACACUUUAUACAACCCCGCUUUGCGCAUACCCUGCCGCCCGCAGGUAAACUCGCUACAGUGGGCACGAGGCUCGAUUUACGUGAAGCGUGGGGAUCUUGACAAGCUAUUUGGCACGGAUCAUAAACCCUACAAAUACGACGAAAGUAACAUUGCCAACGGUACAAUAUCACUUGAUCCUCAAGAAAAUGUCGCCAAUACACACCAGAUGAACCCUUCGGAUACAUUGCACGCAUACGUUGCCCCGGUUAGACAUGCGGCACGCUCAGAAGCUGUUGGAACAAUGAGAUAUCUAUCAAGAGCGAUGGAGAACGGAAUGGACUCUUUAGAAGGCCGUUUCAACGACUAUGCCACUGCUACGGGUGAGACUCUCAGCGAAGCCCUAGAACAGACUGGAUCAGGCAUAGUGAAAGGAGCUUUCAGGUCCAAGAUGGGGUUCUGA
This is a messenger RNA of Lachancea sp. 'fantastica', 3048 nucleotides long. NCBI's taxonomy places the organism in Eukaryota, Fungi, Ascomycota, Saccharomycetes, Saccharomycetales, Saccharomycetaceae. The record is from the annotation of a GenBank genome assembly.